AUGGCUACUCGCGCUUGUCUCUCAAUCCCUAGUAGGGUAUUCCGCCCGCAGCGCAACUUCUCCAGCACGCGACCGUCCAAGGCCGACGUCACACAUGCGGUAAACCCUUCUCCCCGCAACGCCUUGGCGCAGACGGUAAUUGGCGCCGGGGUGGUAGGGCUUGCGGUUGCGCGGCAACUGGCGUCGCGAGAGGGUACCUCGACCAUCCUCCUGGAGAGGCACGAAGCGGCAGGAACAGAGACGAGCAGCCGUAAUUCCGAGGUUAUCCACGCCGGGCUAUACUACGGAGCCGACUCGCUCAAAGCACAACUAUGCAUCCGAGGGAAACACCUGAUGUACGACCUGUGCGCUCAGCACGGCAUCCCGCACCGUAACACGAUGAAAUGGAUCGUCGCGCAGAACGAGGAGCAAUGGCGCGCCGCGAUGGCCGUGCACGCGCUCGCACAGCAACUCGGGGUCCCGACGCGGCCGGUCGGGCGCGAGGAGGCCGCGCGGCGCGAGCCAGAGGUCCAGGCGCUCGCGGGGAUCGUGGAGAGCUCCUCGACGGGGAUCGUUGACAGCCACGCGCUCAUGACGUACCUGCAGGGCGACUUUGAAGACCGCGGUGGGGACUGCGCGUUCCUGACGGCCGUGACGGGGAUCGAGGCGCUGGAGGGCGGGCGCGCGGGCUACCGCAUCACGGCUGUGUCGGCGGACGGCGCGGAGACGUCCAUCACGGCGCAGACGCUGGUCAACAGCGCGGGAAACGCUGCGUGCCAGGUCAGUAACAUGGUGCUGCCGCGGGAGCGGCACCGCACGCCCUACUACGCCAAGGGCACGUAUUUCGGGUACUCGGCGUCGUUUCCCAGGACGUCCGUCCUGGUGUAUCCGGCGACGCUGCCGGGCCAUGGCGGGCUGGGCACCCAUUUGACCCUCGACAUGGCGGGGAGGAUCCGGUUCGGGCCUGACGUCGAGUGGGUGGACGAUCCGACGGAUCUGAAGCCCAGCCCGGCCAGGCUGCAGCAGGCGUUGCCCGAGAUCAAAGCCUACCUGCCUCACGUGGACCCGGACGCCAUCACGCUGGAUUACUGCGGGAUCCGGCCCAAGCUGGGGCGAGGCGGAGCCGUGAACACGGGCAAGGGGUUCCAGGACUUUGUCAUCCAGGAGGAAGAGGGAUUUCCUGGGUUCAUCAAUCUGCUGGGCAUUGAGAGCCCGGGGUUGACGAGUUCGCUUGCCAUUGCGGAGAUGGUCGAGGGGCUUCUCUAUCGAUGA
This is a messenger RNA of Aspergillus clavatus NRRL 1, 1251 nucleotides long. Its product is annotated as NAD(P)/FAD-dependent oxidoreductase. Gene Ontology annotation, cellular component: mitochondrion. The transcript has 3 exons. Gene Ontology annotation, molecular function: (S)-2-hydroxyglutarate dehydrogenase activity; (S)-2-hydroxy-acid oxidase activity. The coding region runs from base 1 to 1251 and encodes 416 amino acids. Lineage: Eukaryota; Fungi; Ascomycota; Eurotiomycetes; Eurotiales; Aspergillaceae. The record is from RefSeq and is a predicted model, not a curated record.